Molecule: messenger RNA, 443 nt
Organism: Drosophila subobscura
Lineage: Eukaryota; Metazoa; Arthropoda; Insecta; Diptera; Drosophilidae
Product: follistatin
Exons: 3
Coding region: 45-386 (113 amino acids)
Molecular function (GO): protein binding
Source: RefSeq, a predicted model, not a curated record
AACGAGCACACACCUGGCAGUAGUUUCUGAUCAAUAUACUAAAAAUGAAGUCAUUUCUCUCGCUCUGUGUGAUUCUCGCUGUGGCUCUGAGCCAAGUCGAAGCCAGUUGUACCGGGGACUGUCCGAACACGGAGGAAGUUGUCUGGGCUCUGGGUCCUAAUUGCCAAGUCUUCCGGAAUAAGUGCUACUUUGACAAGGCGAAUUGCACUCGCAAGCCACCUCUGACCAUCACCACCAAGGAGGAGUGCCAGAAAAAGUGCGCGGACAUAUGUCCAGCAAUCUAUCAGCCUGUAUAUGUAAUUCAGAACGGAAAGACGCGAACCUUUGGCAAUGCUUGCGAAAAGAAUGCUCACACAUGUCGCACGGGCGAAACUUUUGUAGAAUAACUACAACAAAUUCCUGAAGAAACUUGAUUCGUGUUUGGAAAUAAAUUUAAAAAGCCU